Molecule: messenger RNA, 2296 nt
Organism: Histoplasma capsulatum G186AR
Lineage: Eukaryota; Fungi; Ascomycota; Eurotiomycetes; Onygenales; Ajellomycetaceae
Product: lysyl-tRNA synthetase
Exons: 3
Coding region: 162-1991 (609 amino acids)
Biological process (GO): lysyl-tRNA aminoacylation
Cellular component (GO): cytoplasm; cytosol
Molecular function (GO): tRNA binding; ATP binding; lysine-tRNA ligase activity
Source: RefSeq, a predicted model, not a curated record
CGCAAAGGUAUUUUUCACUCCACAAUCAAUUGAGUUCACACAGAUUGUUCACAUUGCAGUACCUUUCACAAGUACCCAUAACACUAUCAGAUCCCGUGGGCUUAUCUUACAGACAAUACACAUUUUGCGAUUCCCCGCCUCUUGCCCUGAUUACCAACACAAUGGGGGGACCAGACCAAGGGCCAGCUACCGAUGCCGCUGCCGACAAUCUCGCAAACCUGCACCUUGAUGAAGUCACCGGUGAGCACGUGUCUAAGUCGGAAUUGAAGAAACGACAGAAGCAUCGGGCUAAGGAAGCGGAAAGGGAGAAGAGGGCCGCUGCCGCACCCCCCAAGCCAGAGAAGAAGGCCAGUGCUGAGGAGGAGGAGAGCAAUUUGACGCCUAACCAAUACUUCGAGAUCCGAAGUGGACGAGUGAAUAAACUCCGACAGACUAAGAGCCCCAACCCAUAUCCACAUAAGUUCCUGGUCACGGAUGAUGUACGAGAGGUCAUUAAGCAGUACGAGUCGCUGCAGAAGGGUGACCAGGUCAAGGACAAGGAACUGCGCAUCGCGGGACGGAUCUAUACCAAGCGGUCGGCAGGGGCCAAAUUGAUUUUCUAUGAUAUUCGUGCUGAGGGCGUGAAGAUCCAAGUCGCAUGCCAAGCGCAGAACGUGAAGGGAGACAUUCCCUUCGAGGACCAACAUGAACAUCUGAGAAGAGGAGACAUUGUGGGCAUUGUUGGCUUUCCAGGUCGCACUGCCCCGAAGAACCGCGCGGAUGGAGAGCUGUCGAUAUUCGCUACUGAAGUGGUGCUGCUCGCGCCGUGUCUGCAUCAGAUCCCCUCGGAACAUUAUGGGCUUCGGGAUCAGGAGCAGCGCUAUAGACAACGGUAUCUGGACUUGAUCAUGAACGACAGAUCGCGGAAUGUCUUCGUCACCCGGUCCAAGAUGAUUUCGUAUAUCCGCCGCUUUUUCGAUGAGCGCGACUUCGUCGAGGUGGAGACUCCUAUGAUGAACACUAUUGCUGGCGGUGCCACUGCGAAGCCAUUCAUUACGCACCACAACGACCUCAACAUGGACAUGUUCCUGCGUGUCGCUCCGGAACUUUAUCUCAAAAUGUUGAUUGUCGGUGGCUUGGAACGAGUUUACGAGUUGGGUCGUCAAUUCCGAAACGAGGGCAUCGAUCUCACUCAUAACCCGGAAUUCACCACUUGCGAGUUCUACUGGGCAUACGCUGAUGUCUACGAUAUCAUGAACGUGACCGAGGAACUUGUUUCUGGGCUCGUAAAGCAUAUCACUGGUGGCUAUGAAACUACAUUCCAUACCCAGACGGGCGAGGAAUUCAAGGUCAAUUGGAAGGCUCCAUGGAAGCGAAUUGAGAUGAUCCCUGCCCUUGAAGAAGCUACGGGCGAGAAGUUCCCUCCCGGUGAUCAGCUGCAUACCAUGGAGACAAACGAGUUCCUCAAGAAGAUCCUGAAGAAAGUCAAUAUCGAAUGCACGCCGCCAGAAACCAACGCCCGCAUGCUCGAUAAGCUUGUCGGAGAAUUCAUCGAAGAGACCUGCAUCAACCCGACAUUCAUCACCGGGCAUCCGCAGAUGAUGUCUCCGCUGGCCAAAUACCAUCGCGAUAACGUCGGGCUGUGUGAGCGCUUCGAAGCCUUCGUGUGCAAGAAGGAAAUCGUCAACGCGUACACAGAGUUGAACGACCCCUUUGACCAGCGUCUUCGAUUCGAAGAGCAAGCGUCCCAGAAGGCUCAGGGUGACGACGAGGCGCAGCUGAUCGAUGAGAACUUCUGCACGAGUUUGGAAUUCGGUCUCCCGCCCACUGGGGGUUGGGGCAUGGGCAUCGACAGACUUGUGAUGUUCCUGACUGAUAAUUAUAGUAUCAAGGAGGUGCUUGCGUUCCCAUUCAUGAAAGAGGAGAAGCAUGCAGGUGCAAAAGGGGAGAGGUUGGCGGCGGAGGUUGUUGGUGUUGAGCCGCUGCCUGUGGAGGGAAUUCCACAUAAAUAAACGUUGGGAAAGAAAAAUGCGUACCAAUUUAAUGAGUGAUGAUGGCUACUGGGGCACUAGAAGGGUUACAAACUGAUGCAGCCUAUAUGUAACUAAGGCUUGUUGGUUGGAAAUUAGAUAUCAGCUCAUUCAUAGUUUUCAAUCACCAUGGACCUGAAAUAUCAUCAACUUUUCUAUUUCUGAAUUUCCCAGGCAUAUUCAGGAAUAUCUUACCAAAUUCAAUGUGCAACAUCUCCAGCCGUUUUAUCACUCUACCUAUAAUACAUUGCAUACAUAUCAAAAAAAAUAAAAGCAAUACCUCUACG